Molecule: messenger RNA, 13036 nt
Organism: Danaus plexippus (monarch butterfly)
Lineage: Eukaryota; Metazoa; Arthropoda; Insecta; Lepidoptera; Nymphalidae
Exons: 23
Coding region: 158-12424 (4088 amino acids)
Cellular component (GO): nucleus
Molecular function (GO): ATP hydrolysis activity; ATP binding; ATP-dependent chromatin remodeler activity
Source: RefSeq, a predicted model, not a curated record
AAAAGUAUUUUGGCGAAGCUGGUUACUAAUAAACUAACAACAAAAAUAGCAAAUCCACUGAAAGUUUAUGAUAUAGUAACAAUACACAGGUUUUAAAAAGGACCAUAAAAUACUAUGAUAUAUUAUAAUUUUAACCGGGAUAGUUUUCGUUGUGACAAUGGAAGUACCUGAUUUACAGAGUAGGAAUCUUUGUACAACAGAGGACGCAUUUGAAAAGUUUCAGGCCGUAACGAUGUACGAGGAAGAUGAAUUUAUUACUCUCUCAGACAUAAUAUCACCUCCACAUGCAAAUCCAGAUCAUGAUGUCUCUGAAAUACUAAAUGGUGUUCAAAUUGAUGAAGUUCCUAUGUCAAUACAAGAUGAUAAAACAGAAAACAACAGCAAAAUACCCCUUGCAUCAAAUCAGGCAACCGAUGUAGCUUUUGAAACCAAUAACCAACAGGAUACAAUUAAAAUAAGUGUUCCGAAAACAAGAGGGCGAAAAAAAAAAGUGCCUGUUGAAAAUAGUAACAUACAACCUAUCCUGUCUCCAACCGAAUUCAAUAAGACCAAAACUAAAAGAAUAAGCAGAAAGCAGCAGAGUGAAAAAGAAAGUACUUUAACUGAAGAUAUAAUUAGUGACAAAUUGUAUAUUGAGCAUAACAGUGACAAAAUUAAAGAAACAAAACAUAUUUCUGAAAAAGUUCCUGGCAAUAGUGCUAAAAGAAAAUCUCAUCAUUCUCUUGCUGAAAAAGAGGAAACAAAGCCCUAUAAAAAAAUGUAUAAAAAAGGUAAACGGGGACGAAAGCCAAAGCAUAAUAAACAAGAGGAAACAUUAAAUGAGGAAAAAAAUAACCCAGAAUCUAAUAUAACCACUGAAUCCAAGAACAUUGGCACAAAAAUCUCCCUUAUUGCAAUGAAAAAUAAGCAAAAGAAGGGUAGAAAACAAUAUAGGCUGAACAAUCAAAAUCUUGUAACUCAAGAUACAAACCCACCACAAUGUGAAGAUAAGUUAUCAAAGAAAGAGUCUGAUCUAUCAGAUAGUGUCACUUCUAACAUAGCUUUGGAAUGUGGUAUAACUAAAAAUUCAGUUGAUAGUGGUAAUAGUACAGGAGACACCAUUAUAGAUAUGCAAAAUAAACAUACAGACAAAAAUGACAUUACAGAGGAAGAUAUGGAAGAAAUUCCUUUGAGCAAUUUAAGUAGAAAUUCAGAAAAUGAUUCAAAUAAAAAUGUUCAUGAAAAAACAAUGCCCCAACCUAAGAAUUCAAUACCCGACACAGUAACACCUGUUAAAAAGCGAGGCAGACCUAGAAAGAUUUUAAACCGAUCACCUACAAAAAUGUUAUUGGAGGAAACCAAGAUAACUGAUGAUGAAAAUACCAAAUGUAAUAAAAAGAAUGUCAGCCUUCAGCAAAAACAGAACAGUUAUGGUAGUUCUAAAGUAAAUUGUGAGAUAGAAAAUAACCUUCCCCCAAACAGUGAUUUUGACAUAACAGAAAUGUAUAAUGGUGAUAUUGUCAACAUAGUUACUGAACUCUCUGGACCAAAGCUUAGUUCAAUGAAACAACAUUUGUCAGAUCCUCUGGAUAAAGAUAUACGGAAAGACACACCUGAAGAAAGCUCAAUUGGAGAACCUAAUGAAACUAAUGAGAAAGUUCCUGAAGAUUCAUCUAGAAGACCAGUGCGACGGAGAGUAUUAAAGACUUGGAACUAUGAUGAGGGCUCUGAUGAAGAUCCUUACGCUAAUAUGGAAUCUUCUGAUGACGAACCAAGAGGAAGAAGGAAAAAGGGUGGAAGAUAUAAUUCUGAUGAUGAAUAUUUUCCUGGAGAUAAGCGGCAAUUAACUGAGACUGAGAGCGACAAUGCUAUGGAUGAAGAUGAACUCGAUCUAGGAGAGUCUAGGAAACAAAAAAAGAAGAAAAAUAAGAAGCUAGAUACAGUAAGCAACAAAAGCCCCAGAAAGAGAGGUAGGAAAAGUGAUGCCGAGAGUACAUGCCCUACAGAAAGAACUAAUACCAACACAGAUUCUAGGGAUAUUGACUUUGAAAAUUGUUCAGAUGGCUUAAUAGUUCAAGGGAAUGGUGAUUUAAGAGCAACAACAAAACCUAGAAGAAAAAACAAGUCGCAGGGUGAAACAAGUGAAUUCGAGAAUUUUAUUGCAAAAAUUGUACAAGGAACAGACAUUAAAAUAAGCAAGAAGUCCAUAGAUGACGUGAAAACUCCAUUACAAAUUCCAACACUUGACGCAAAUGAUGUCCAUAAAAGUGUUGACAAAUGUUCACAAACAAAAAUUGUCAAAACAAAAUCUGAGAGCGCACAAACUGACACCUUAUAUGAAAUUCCAAUGAAGGAACAAGCGCCACUCACCGCGGAGCAGUCAGAAAAAGCCUGUGAAUUUUUAUCAAGCAUAGUUCAAACAACAGCAGAAUUAGGACAAUUAAUGACACAGAAGUCAAAUGAUUUUAUCAACAAAAAAAUUAAUACCAGACAUGUAACGGACACAUUCAAAAUGGAUUACUGUGUUAAAAAAUCGUUUCUUUUGUUUAAGCUUGCCAAACAUAAUUUGGUUCAAAUGGAAGAGGAUUUAUCAAAGCAGUAUGAGGAAUUUUUAAAAGAAAAUAAUUUAAUUCAACACCGAGAGAAGCCUAAAAUCAUAACAUCCACAUCUAAAGCUAGUGACAGUGACUGUGAAAUAGUAGAAGAACCAAUAGCGACGAAAGCCCCCGUUAAAGCUGUAUUUAAUCCAAAAACGGUAUUCUUAAAUAAAGAAUUGUCAAUAAAAAUUGCAAAAAAGCCCUGUGAAGAGCCCCAACCUAAAAAGAAACUUAAUAUAAAAGGAAGAAACAGUGUUUGGAUAAACGAUUCUGUUGUUGUGAAAAAAAUUAAAACUAGUCAGUCUUUUUUAGCCCAGGACAGCCGAAAUAAAAAACCUCCUGAUUGUAAGAUCACAUUAGAAAUGGUAAAUAAUUUUUUUAAGAAUUAUGAACGUCAAAAGGCAUUGCUUCUUUGUGCUCCUUAUGUAAGAACUGAAUGGUUCGGUAGGGAGAAGAAAUACAUAUGUAAUUAUUUUGUUGACAGUACAGUAGAUUUCCCAGAAAAGGCAGUCAUCAUACAAAAUGAGAACAUACCUUCGGAAAUCGGUUUGAUGGAGGCGAAUGAAUCCAACCAUCUGACGGCUAAUUCUAAAUAUCUAGCAAAACAUACUUAUUUCUGUCCAGAGACAUUGACGUCACUUUGCACUAAAGUGUUACAAAAUUGUCUUCAUUCCAAGCGAAUUUACUAUUGCAAGUCUAUUGAUUGCAGACAAAAAGAUCUCAACCGACAGGAAAACGCGAGAGGAAAUGCAAAAAACUUAAACUUUCAUAAUUUUGAAGGAAUAGUAAUAGUGAAUGAUAUUAAUAGAAAUAUCUUAUAUUUGAAAAAUAGUUGUUUUGAAUCGGCAUUUGUACAGCCUCUUAAAACUCUUUGUUUUAAAAGAGUUGUGAAGCUUAUGAGCAAGGACAACUGGAAUGGUGAUCAAACAAAGCUAUCCCUCGCUGCAUGUGAAAGUGAAAAGCCAUUUCAUAUUGUUAAAAAACCUCAAAUUGAAGAACAAUUGAAACCCUUGCCUUCUCUCUGUUUUAAAAAAGUGGAAGAAAUGCAAAAAAGUUUCAUUUCUCGAAAAAGAUAUUACAAGCCAGAAUCUUUAAAAGCUAUAACCUUAGCUGCAGUGCAAGGGUUACUAAAUAAAAAUAGCAAAACAAUUGACCAACAUUUAGUUAAGAGCUUAUGUCAUAAAAGCGAAUAUCUUGUUUUGGAAAGAAAUUGUUACAAGGUAAAAACUUUAAUUCAGAUGUGCAAAGAAGUGCUAGAUGGUAAUAUGCUAUACAGCGGUUACAACAUAAAACCUGGAAAUGAAUCAUCCAAACUAAUUAUAGAUAUAAAUAUCAAAGAAACAAAACAUCAAGUAAAAUCACUAUUUCAAUUAUGCAAAGAAAAAUUGAAUAUUGUUUUAGAUAAAAGCACCCACAAAGCAAAAAGGGCUCUGAAGUCUGAAGAAUGUGAAAAUUUGAAAUUAAAAAAAAACUCUUCUAAAGUAAAAACUUUGUCUCAAUUAUCGAUACAAAGUUUGAAUUGUCUUUUAAACAAACAUUUUGAAGUUAAAACAUGCUUGAAACUGUGUCAGGAAAAAAAAUACUGUGACAUGACAAAAACCAUGAAUAAUUCACGUAGACAAAACAAAAAAAUGACAUUGGAAAACAACUGUUGUGAAUUAAAAAGAAUAGCGGUUAAAACAUCGUAUGAAUCAUUUAAAGAGAACUUAGAUAUUCAUAUAGAAGAAAAAAAUUACGUAUCAAAAAGACAGUUCAGUACUUCUAAGAAGAGUGUAGAUGACAAAUUGGAAACCACAUGUAAUCUUAAGAAAAGUUCUCCUUCAUUUUUCAAUGAAUCGAGUAAUAACCCUCUAGAAAAAGACGGUGAAACAGAAAAUGACGAAGGAACGCGAAUAAAUAUCGUCAAGAGUUUGAAAUCAUUGUGCAAUGAUAAAAUAUUAGGAUUCAGUGCCGAAUGGCUUGAAGAUAAUAGUAAACAAUGUGAGACAAAUUUAAAUAUAACCAUAAACAAUGUGAAUACAGUAUCGGAGGAUGUGUUUUCGAUGGCCCCUUAUGAGGGCGAGUUAGGUGAUCAUAAUUAUCCAGUCGAAGGCGGACAAUGCCCAGGUGUUGGAGGUGAAGUAAAUUAUGAAGAUAUAGAAGAUCUUAAUAAUUGGGAGUCGCAAGUUAAGAUGGAAUUGCGUUCAUGUUUAGAUUCUACGAGCUACAACGAAAGAGAAGACCAAGAUCAGAAUUUAUUAUCAGUAAGAAUUAAAGUUGAGCCUUUAGACGAUGUGUCUGAGAACAUUGCUGAUUCAACAAACAUAAAGACAGAACCAACAUGUGACCCGGAAUGUAUUGAUGGAAGUGAUAAUUUCUCUAACUCCAAUAUAACGCCCAAACUAGAAAGUUUGGUUAAAACAGAAGUUACAAAUGAACCCACAUAUCAUAAAAGUAUCAGUUACGAUGAGAAUCUUUUUGAAGCGUUUGUGAGUUCAAAUAAAAUGAUUGUCAAUUUAAACCGCUAUGGCAGUACGAGCAGUGAAAUUUUCAGCCAAAGUUCACAACGAAUCCGUAGACAACACGAACCGGACUCGGAUGGUGGCAUUGACGCUUUGACUGAUUCUUUAAAUUUACUUGUGCCACAAAAUAUCGAUAAAUCUAAAGUAAGACUGCUGGAAAGUGGUACCGAAGAAAAAGAAGAAUAUAAAAAACAUGACAGGAAGAAACACGAAAAACGAAAGUGUAAGUUAAAGAAAUCAAGUAAAGAUCUUCAAUGUAAGACUAAAACACCAUUCAAAGAUGAUGUAGCCGUGAUGACAAAACAAUUAAGAUAUAAAAUAAGACAAGGACAAAAUAGAAACGAAUCCUCGGACUCGGAAUCUGUUGAUUUCGAUUUUAAAACAGACAAGGAGGAGUCAAAAGAAAAUAAGAGGCGGGAGGAAAAGGAAAUUCAGUGUAAUGAUGUCGACUCCACUGAAUUUAUAAACGAAAAAAAAUGUAGCGAAACACAAUAUGAAGACCCGUAUGAAGAAAACGGCCAAAACUUUAUUGAUACUAGGUCGUUAUCCACGCUCAGUGAUUCCAACCAGCCUAGUAAGAUUUUGGAGGAUGAAUCCUUUGGUUCGCCAUCUCCAGAAUCUGUGACUAAAAAUAUCAUACAAAAGGAUACUACGUCCUCAUCAGAAAUCUCGUAUAUGGAACGACAUGGAUGGAAAUGCUACUCCAUUAACAGUAGAGACGAGAAGAUUUAUGAACAAACGUAUGUUGUACUAGAUAAACUGCCUGAAUCCUUUGUAAAAACGUAUUUCCAAUAUCAACAUCUCACGGAUCAAGACGGAAGAGCGGAGGACUUAGAUUUUGACAGAUUAAACAAUCUAAAGACGCUACAAAGAGUUCGAAAUAUUGGAAAUAAUGAAAAUGUUGAUAGUCCGCCUACAACGGAUGUAACACGGACGAAGGUUAAUAGUAAGCUGAUAGAGGUAUCAAAUGUAUCCCGGGAUAUCGAGCCUAUUGAAAGUACUAUGAAACAUGGAACUUGUAAUGAAGUGGUUCCAUCUGAAGAGGAAUCCGAAACCUUAAGAGAGCAAUCCUUAUCCGUCCCAACACAGAGCUCGGAAAACUAUUUUGCAAAAAAUGUGCUCAUGGACGAUGGCAGCGAUAGUGAUAGUGAGAAACCACGUGAAGCGAAAGACGUUAAGGAGAAAUUGAAGAGAGAAGAACAAACAUACAAGACAAGAUCCGGCAGAAUAAUUAAAUGUAAGAUUGACACAGAUGAAUCGUGGAAGACUGACGCAUUGAUGCUCACAGCGGACAAGGUGAUGAACAAAGAACUAGCCUUACUUCACGCACCCGUCACACUCAAAGACGAGGACGCUGAAGAGGAUUGUAAAGACUUUAAAUAUAAAUCUAGUUAUAAAUCUCAGAAGAACACGUCCAAAGGUCAGCUCAAUCGUCGUAGAAUUGAAUCCGAUGACGAUUCAUCUUCAGAGGAACAGAAGCAGUGGUUCACGACCAAAGAGAAACUCCUUAAAAGACUGUCCAAAAAGAACGACGGCACUGACAUCGAUGAUGCCAAACGCGCUAAGAUAGUUAACGAGUUCAUUGAGAAGCGAGGGAUGCCCGAAACAAGGCCACGUGUCCGGAACAAAAGACGCAGCAACAAGAACAAAGUCAAUGAGAGGCGAAAACAGCUGAAAGUACUGUCCAGAGAGCUGUUCGGUGUCGACUCGGGAUACACAAAAAAAUAUUCACAAGCUAAUACAAGCAAAGGGCGCCGGAAUAUAAGAAAGGUCAAAGACAAGAAAUCGUUGGCGCGUAGCACUGUGGUAGCAAACAUGGCGGAGUUCGAGCGCAAACGGCGGCUCACGAUACGCCAGGCACAACUAAGAGAGGUGUUGGGCUGUGAGGAGGACGUGAGGGUGGUGGUGAUCAACGACGAGCUGUGUCUGGAGUACGACUUCCAGGAGAAGAGGCCGGCCGUUAGCGUGCAUCCGUUCUUCACUAAAGUCAUGAAAGCACAUCAGUAUGAAGGUGUGAAGUUGAUGUGGGACGCGUGCUUCGAGACCGUAGCUAUGACGUCAGCGGGUGGCGAGGGAGGGGGCUGUAUACUAGCGCAUUGUAUGGGGCUCGGAAAGACACUGCAAGUGUUGGCGUUGUUACACACGGUGUUGACUCACCCCCAGCUGGGCAUGCGGCGUGUGUUGGUGUGUUGCCCGCUGUCCACUGUCCUCAACUGGGUUGACGAGAUACACAAGUGGAUCGGACCGGUCACCAACGAGAUCAAGCAACGGAAUGUUAAAAGGAAACUACAGGUAUUUGAAUUGUCAAAACUGAAGAAGACAUACGAACGAGCAUAUCAGUUGGAGGACUGGUAUAAUGGAGGUGGGAUUUUUAUCAUUGGAUACGAACUAUUUAGGAGUCUGAGUACUUUGGACCCUGUUCUUGACGGUGUGAGGCCCAAAGUCCUGAACAAAAUCCGCACAGCGCUGUUGGAUCCUGGUCCGGAUAUCAUAGUUUGUGAUGAAGGUCAUUUGUUGAAGAACGACUGCUCUAUACUGGCGGUAGCCAUGAGUAGAGUGGUCACUAAGAGACGUAUCGUACUCACGGGCACUCCCAUGCAAAAUAAUCUCAGGGAAUAUUACUGCAUGGUGAAUUUCGUUAAACCGAAUUUAUUAGGAUCUUACUCGGAAUACUCCAACAGAUUCGAGAAUCCGAUUAUGAACGGGCAGCACAGGGACUCGAGAGAGGAAGAUAUAAAAUUGAUGAAGGCUCGUACACAUAUUCUUCACAAAGUGUUAGAAGGGUGUCUCCAGCGUCAGGAGGCGUCCGUGCUGUAUCCGUACUUGCCAAAGAAAUACGAGUACACUGUGUUCAUAUCACUGACGAAGUGCCAGUGGGAACUGUACAAACAUUACCUGACGCAUUACGCGAAGGACACCAAGCAGAGUGUGCUGAGAGACUUCCACGUGCUACAGAAGGUGUGGACCCAUCCUCAAGUGCUACAUAACUUCUUGACGAAGACGCGCGCUGACGAAAAGGAACCCAAAGUCAAAGUGGAGAAGAUAGAGAAGUUGGACGAUGAUCUCGAAGAGUCUCCCGAGCACGUGGCCGCGGCGGCCGAGUGGUGGGCGAGCACACAACACAGACACGAACUGAACGAACUGGACUCCUCCAACAAGUUCCUGGUGGUGUUCCGUCUGCUGCACGAGUGUGUACAGCUCGGGGAUAAAGUGUUAAUAUUUUCAACGUCGCUGUAUACCAUGGACGCGCUCGAGUUCUUCCUCCGCCGUGACAACAAGUGGGCGUUGGGGCGCGACUACUACAGGCUGGACGGCUCCGUGCCGCCGGAGGUCAGACAGAAGUGGUGCCGGGAGUUCAACGCGCCUCACAACACACACACCAAGCUUUUCUUGAUCUCGACCCGAGCCGGUUCCCUUGGUCUCAACAUGACGGCGGCCAACCGCGUCAUCAUCAUGGACACUUCCUGGAACCCGGCACACGACAUACAGAGCAUCUUCAGGGUCUACCGCUUCGGACAGAAGAAGGACUGCUAUAUAUAUAGACUCGUGGCCAUGGGAACAAUGGAGCAGAAGAUAUAUGAAAGAUCAGUGACGAAACAGGCGGUCGCCUGCCGGGUCGUGGACGAACAGCAGAUAGAGAGACACUACAACAUGGCGGAGCUGUCGGAGCUGUACAGACUGGACGAGGACGGGUCUGGAGUGUGCGCGGGCUUGGCGGCGGGUGUGAGGGACCCCGCCUUGCUGCGAGUGGCCGCGCUCGGCGGGGAAUCGCUGCACGCGGUGCACGAACACGACUCGCUGCUGCGGGGCUCCAGCGAGAGCGUCCUGCCCGAACACGAGAGGAACGCGGCGUGGAUGCAGUUCCAACAAGAACAUGGCACCACCCACAUACAAAGUGUUGAAAUAAACCUUCCCAAGAGAAACGAUGAGGACUUAGCGAAUCAAUCGAUAGAAGAGGAAGCGAAUGACAAGGAUGGCGAAUCAAAACCCGCUCACAGCGAAAGCAACAAAAAGACGCGUAACAAGAAAACGAGAUGUACGAAACAGGAACCGCGGCCGUCGACCAGUCAGCAGGACCUCGAUCCGGAGUUAGAAGAAGCUAUGAUUAAGAAAAUAAUGAACAUAUUGAUUCAACACGACUUUCACACUAUGAAAACUCUCCGAGAAAUAUCUGAACUAGUGAAGAAUGUCCGCGAUGUCGUCGCAAACGUUCCGAAGGACGGUCUCCAAAACGUGGAUCCUCUGAUCGCGAGUAUAGCACGAGUGCUGAUGGAGGCCGACAAUAGAUCCUUACAAGAUAACGAGCGAAACGAUCACACUGACGACACGGGAGAAAAGAGUUCCGAUGACAUGACGCUGAUAGAGAGAAAACGACGGAAGAAACGAAGAGACUCAGACGAAGAAUACAUGCCCGAUACGAGAAGACGUAGAACAUACACGAGGAUAAGGAAACAUAAUGAUCCCUACACCGCAAAAACAACUGACGACUCGGCUGGACACGAGGCAACCGACACUACAAGUAACACGGAUCAGGAUAUAGCGCUGCUAGAUAGUUAUAUUAACGAUAAUUCAAAGGCAACGGAUAUAUCACACAAAUUAUCUGAAUCGUUCACGGAAGAGACGAAUGAAGACAAAGAUUUUAUACAAGUUGAUGACAAUGAAGAAAUAUCAGAACGGAGUGAAAUAAAUACACGAGUUGUUGAAGAAAAUGAGAUACGUGAUGAGGUCAAUGAAAUAGACGAUAAUGACUCCUCCGACGAGUGCAUAGAAGUCAUUGAUGACUGCGACAAUAGUGACGGGGGCACCGAAGAUACUAGUGAGGCGACGACCGAGAAUAAACCGGUUGCGAGCGAAGAAUCGACGGUAAAAAAUCCAUUAAAAAGCCAAGAGCGAAACACUAGCAAGGUAACAUUGGCGAAGGAAAUAGCGAGAGCCAAUCAAGAGAUAAUUAUUAGUAGCGAAAAAGAGAUUAUUAUGGAACUGGGAUUGAAGAAAAUAAAUACAGAAAGGCUCAUAAAUAAUCAAACCAAGGAUAAAAACUUAUUGGAAAAACUCUUAAAAAACAAAGAUACGAUAAAGAAACCAACGUCGAAUAAAGAGUCACUCACUAGCGUGGAGCUGCGAACUAGCGAAGAACAGAAGAAGACAACUACAACAAGCAAACAGCUGAUCAAACUAGAUCGAGACAGCGUUAUAUCGAAUAGAGGGGCGAUACCGAGCGAGAGCAUUGUGCUUAGUGACGACGACGAACCUGUCAUAACAGGACCGGGACCGCAGAAACAACCGCGAGGAGAUCCACAUGUAACGAGAAGCUCUGAGGGGAAGGCGGCACAGGAUGACGGACAGCCUAUACCCUUGCAUGAAUCUGUGUUGACUAAUAAAAAUUUCAUCAAACUGGUCGCGCGUACAUACCUCACUGGUAACCCGAUGUUGGACGAGGACGCUGCCACACUCGCCGCCCAGUACAGCAGCCUGAAGGCUCUGAAGGAGGUUCAGGCUUCCGGUAACGGCUUGACUUCCGGACCCAUAUAUGACAUUGCUCUUCAAGUAUUAGGAAAAAAUCUUAUGAAAAGAUUACAUAACGCCAAUCCCAAAAUUAAUAGCGCGGAUAAAAUUUUACUAAACACAGCUCAAUUACAAGAUAAUUUGAAAUGUAAAGAUGAUAAAGGGCAGAAAACUGGUUUAGAUGAAAAUAAGGCUUUAUCUAAAAGAAAAACAGUCGAGCGGACCAAUGCGAGUGAAUCGAUUGGCGUUGUUGAAAAGGCCGCCUCAACCAAACAGUUGGAGACAUGCGCUAAUGUAGUUCCUGUCGGAAUUUUUAAAGGUCCUGCAGCGGUCACGAAUCAGAUACAGUCUGUGGAGGAAUGCAUUUUGCCGGACGAGGACGAAGUCAUACUGUCAUCGUCCCCUAUCUCUAGCCCCAAACGAUUCGAUCGACGGAACUACAAACAACUCAUCGUUACAGCGGUGUCCUCAGAGGUGACACGUGUUCAAGAAAUGACGUCCACAUCUUCAGUGGACUCGCGAACAUACCAGACACAAAGUCAUAAAGUCAGAACGACGGUACCUUCAACAAAGUCGAUUAUCGAAGCCGACCAAAGUAGAAAUGAUUCAAGAGCAAAGAAAAAUGCCGAGAAAGCGCGAAUAAAGACAGGAGCGGAGCAGAAUAAUAAGAAAGUUGCGCCCUCGCAGGUAUCUAGCGAAACGAUCAGUUUGGACAGCGACGAAGACGAUCUGGAUAAAACACAAGACAAUAUGCUCUCCACAUGUUCAGACCCUCGCACCUCAAUAAUAAGACCGGCAGACAAGAAACGGGCGAGCAGGGAAAGCAACUCCAAUAACAUUUUAUUGUUACCGCUAUCGAGUAACAAAACUCCAUCGCCUUCGACAGCUACAGCAUCAAUAUGCAGCGAGAACACCGUUAAGGCCAGCUCUCAAUCAAAAGUAGACAACAACGCCCCGCCUGUGGUUAAGACAACAAAAUGCCAGCCGGGUGACAUUAUUCGCAUCAACGAAUCCGGUAAAGUGGAAAUUCUAAAACGAAUCCAACAAGUCGUUUUACCGUCUGGCGUAAAAAACAAAAUUCUGACUUCAAAUAGCGCCGGAAACAAUGACAAUGGUACCAAGGCACCACUAAUAAGCACACCUUCGUCGAUCAAGCCCCAAACAUCAGUUGAUCCGAAACAAAGUGUGUUUAAAGAAGCGAUAUGGAAGAUCAAACCGUCUGGUGGUAGGAGGGACGAAUCGGACCCCCUCUCAGUGAUCAGGAACGCGGUUUUCAUACCUGCCGUUAAUAAUGAGAAGAACAUAGAACCUAGCGAAAAGAUAAGUAGACAUACAACCAGCUCCGCGCCAAGAGAAGCUACCGCUAACCAAACAAAGAUUCCGCUGAAAACCAAAUGUAACGAUAAUCAAACGGCCAGUAAGAAACCACUGGCAGCUGGCAUCGAGUUAACGAAUAAGUCGAAGACAUCAUCUGAACUAAAAUACACGCAAGUGCCAAAGGUCACUGGGAUGGACGCGAACAAAGACGUCAUAGACUUAACAGAUGCAAAUAGUCAGCGAGACGAAAAUAUACAAACUAACACGGAAAUUAAUGAAGUCGAUGUGGCUGGACCUUCUAGAGACACGGUUUCCAACAAAAUCGCUACAAUCAAAAAACUAAACAAAGCACCACCGAAAUUAGCGACGGUUACAUCAAAACCGAUUCAGUCACCAAGUGGCUCGAAGCGGUCGUCGGCCUGGGCGGAGGGCGCCUCAAAAAAAUUAAAAUCCGGAAGCGGAAAACAAAUGACGCUCAGCGAAUUCAAUCUCGACGACCUUGAUGAUAUAAUUGAAUUGGAGUGAACAGGCGGCUCAGCUUGACAUAAGGAUAUGUGUGCAUUAUAUGAUCUUACGUGUGUUAAUCGUCGUUCGGAGUAUUCCUAUUAUUUUCUCUAUUUUUAUUACAUUAACCAGAGCGGUUGUAUUAUUUUUUUUAUAUAUUGUGAUACUAAAGGAUUUAUUUUUAAGCCAUCAGAACUUAUUGCUUCGAUUAAUUUUUAAGAUAGUUUUAGUUGUAGCUGUCUUUCUAAGUUAGAUGGGAGACGUUAUAAUGUGAUUAUAUUCUAGUUCAUGAUAUAAUAAUAUAAUAUGGUUCAAAUAUAAAUUAUUAAUGAGGAUAGAUGUGACCGGAUAUCGGCAAGGAUCGGAUGGUCUCUGAAGUAUGUGAGACCUUGAGUCGCACCAUAAUUUAUGUUUGUGUAAUAUUUAAAGUACAUAUAAUGUUUUCUUCUAAAUUAUUAUUAAUAAUAUAUAUUAAUGAUAAGGAAUAUUAGAUUAUAAACUUGGACGUCUCCUGUAGCGGUUUUGUCGAAUGACUUCAUUUUAUUGUUUUGAAUAGAAUGUAGGUGUGUAAGAGUCUUAUGAAAAAAAAUAUAUUUUAAUCUUUGAAAUUGAUUAAAGAUGUAUUAAAAACGA